GGUUCUCACUUCUCAGGCAAAGUUUCGGAAUUGCUGCAUCUUCUCCUUCUCCUUUUUCCUCUUCUUUGACUCGCUUCUCUCUCUCUCUCUUCUACGCUCACACCACCUUCUCUUUCCGCCAUUGCAUUCUCUCUCUGACUCUCUCCACCUCAACAUUUAUUUCUCAUUUCCGUUGAUUGUUUUCUCGCCUCCGCACAUCCACGUCGCCGGCGCCACCGCUCGGCGGAGUUAGUUUUCCGAGUGCCGGAAUUAGUCAAUUGGAGAGAAGACUUAUUUUGACUUCAGAGCUUCGGCGCUGAGGAGAAGAGCGGAAAAACCGAGGAGCGUUUUUUUAGGGGAAAAGUCCUCCAGAUCUGCAGGAGAGAGAAGGCGAGGGUUUCGUGGUUGGAUCUUUGUUUGUUAAUUCGAAGGGGAAGGUAGGGGAGUCAGUUGGCGGUGUGGAUGGUAGUGCGCGGCGGAGGAAGAGGUGGCGGAGUGGUGGCAUGAUAAUGAGUGGAGUCGGAUGGUGGUGGCGGUGGUGCUGGUGUGGAGGUGAGUGCUUCACAUGGAAUGGCAGAUCUUGUUAGCUACAGUAAUGCCGACCGUGACAUCGAGCAGGCGUUGGUUGCUCUAAAGAAGGGAGCUCAACUACUUAAAUAUGGUCGUAAGGGAAAGCCUAAAUGUUAUCCGUUUAGACUCUCUAGUGACGAAACAACUUUAAAUUGGAUUUCUAGUAGUGGUGAUAGGAGUUUGAAGUUAGCUACAGUUUCAAGAAUUAUCCCUGGACAAAGAACUGCUGUUUUUCAGCGAUAUCUGUGCCCUGAAAAGGAGUACUUAUCCUUUUCUCUUAUAUAUAACAACGGGAAAAGAUCUCUCGACCUGAUCUGCAAGGAUAAAGUUGAAGCAGAAAACUGGAUAGCUGGGCUCAAAGCAUUAAUAACAUCAGGACAAGCUGGACGCUCUAAAAUUGAUGGUUGGGGUGAUGGAGGCCUGUAUUUUGAUGAAAACAGAGAUUUAACGUCAAAUAGUCCAAGUCACAGUUCUGUAAGUGCUACACGGGAAGUUAGCUCAUCUGAGGUUUCCGUUAGUUCAAACAUAAUUGCUUCUCCUAAGAGCUACCGACCUGAUAAUUUGGUAUAUUCAGAAAGGUCACAUGUAGCUUUGGAUCAAACAAAUAUGCAAGUGAAAGGAUCUGGUUCAGAUGCUUUUCGGGUUAGUGUAUCUAGUGCCCCCAGCACAUCAAGUCAUGGUUCUGGACCAGAUGAUUGUGAUGCACUAGGGGAUGUGUAUAUUUGGGGUGAAGUUAUAUGUGAUAAUGUUAUCAGGGUUGGGCCAGAGAAGAAUGCUAGUUCCAUUGGUACCAGAGCAGAUGUUCUCCUGCCUAGACCAUUGGAAUCAAACGUGGUGCUGGAUGUGCAUUAUAUAGCAUGUGGGGUACGGCAUGCUUCUCUAGUCACUAGGCAGGGUGAAGUCUUCAGCUGGGGUGAAGAAUCUGGUGGGAGGCUUGGUCAUGGAGUCGGAAAAGAUGUCACCCAACCUCGUCUAGUGGAAUCAUUAACAUUUUGCAGUGUUGAUUUUGUCGCAUGUGGUGAGUUUCACACAUGCGCUGUUACUAUGGCUGGUGAACUUUACACCUGGGGCGAUGGUACGCACUAUGCCGGGCUCUUGGGCCAUGGUACUGAUGUCAGCCAUUGGAUACCAAAGAGAAUUGCUGGCCCUCUUGAGGGGCUUCAAAUUGCAAGUGUGACAUGUGGUCCAUGGCAUACUGCACUGAUAACAUCAACUGGACAGCUUUUUACUUUUGGAGAUGGAACUUUUGGUGUUUUGGGUCAUGGAAAUAGAGAAAAUGUUUCAUACCCAAGAGAGGUAGAAUCUCUAGCAGGUUUGAGGACAAUUGCUGUUGCAUGUGGAGUGUGGCAUACGGCUGCAGUGGUUGAGGUGAUUGUAACCCAGUCUAGUGCAAGUUUUUCAUCUGGAAAAUUGUUCACUUGGGGAGAUGGUGACAAAAACCGCCUUGGACACGGUGAUAAAGAACCAAGGCUGAAGCCUACCUGUGUACCUGCACUUAUUGAUUACAAUUUUCACAAAAUUUCCUGUGGGCACAGUUUGACUGUUGGCCUGACUACAUCUGGGCGUGUUUUCACAAUGGGAAGCACUGUAUAUGGUCAACUUGGAAAUCCUCAGUCUGAUGGAAAGCUACCUUGCUUGGUAGGAGACAAGCUUGCAGCUGAAUCUGUUGAGGAAAUCUCUUGCGGUGCAUAUCAUGUGGCUGUGUUGACUUCCAAAAACGAGGUUUACACAUGGGGUAAAGGAGCCAAUGGGAGGUUGGGCCAUGGUGAUAUGGAAGACAGGAAAGCACCCACUCUAGUUGAAGCUUUAAAGGAUAGACAUGUUAAAUUUAUUGCUUGUGGCUCAAAUUAUACAGCUGCCAUAUGUCUUCAUAAAUGGGUCUCUGGUGCUGAGCAGUCCCAGUGCUCUGCUUGUAGACAAGCUUUUGGCUUCACAAGAAAGAGACAUAACUGCUACAACUGUGGAUUAGUUCAUUGCCAUGCUUGUAGUUCUAGAAAAGCACUACGGGCUGCAUUGUCACCCAAUCCCAGCAAACCUUAUCGUGUGUGUGAUUCAUGUUUUGUGAAGCUAUCUAAGGUGGCAGAAUCUGGAGCCAACAACCGGAGAAAUUCCGGACCACGGCUUUCAGGUGAAAACAAGGAUAGACUGGACAAGGCUGACCUUAGAAUAGCCAAGUCCAUGCCAUCUAAUUUUGAUUUGAUCAAACAAUUGGACACAAAAGCAGCUAAACAAGGAAGAAAAGCUGAUACGUUCACUUUAGGUCGCUCUUCUCAAGUAUCUUUAUUGCAGCUACGAGAUGCUGUUAUGUCUACCGAUGUACGUCGAACUGUUCCUAAGCCAAUUCUCACAACCUCGAGUGUUAGUUCAAGGUCUGUAUCGCCUUUUUCGAGGAAACCUAGCCCUCCAAGGUCUGCAACACCAGUUCCUACAACAUCAGGUUUAUCUUUCUCCAAGAGCAUCACUGAUAGUCUGAAGAAGACAAAUGAGCUUCUGAAUCAGGAAGUGCAUAAGUUACGGGGGCAGGUAGAAAUCCUUAAAAACCGAUGUGAAUUGCAAGAAUUAGAGCUUCAGCAAUCAGCCAAAAAAGCUCAGGAAGCAACAGCAUUAGCCGCUGACGAAUCUGCGAAAUGUAAAGCUGCAAAAGAAGUGAUCAAGUCACUUACAGCUCAGCUUAAAGAUAUGGCUGAAAGGUUGCCGCCUGGGUCUUAUGACCCUGAAAGUCUCAAACUAGUUUGCUUGCCAAAUGGAUCGGAAUCAAAUGGCGCACACUCUUCUGGUGCGAAUGGAGAGAGAAACUCAAGAUCAGAAGAUAUCAACAGCACAUACUCAGCUUAUCCACCUGAAACUGACUCAGGUGUGCGAAAUGGAAUGCAAGGUCCAUCUCAAUUGCUCCGAGAUCCUAUUGGAAGCAGUGAAAGUGUCUUAGAUCCACAAGGACUUGAACAUGGCUACUCAAAUGGAACAAAUGACCGUCUGGAUACUCGGCUUCCUAAUGGCGGGGGAGUUCUUCAGUCUUACAGGAGCAGCGUGUCUGACAGUCUUGAUGGAAAAGAAUCAACUACUAACCGCGACAGCGAUGCUGGCUCGAAAUCUAGAAACUCAGCAGUCCCAGGCAGCGCUAGCCAAAUCGAAGCUGAAUGGAUUGAACAAUACGAACUGGGUGUGUACAUAACACUCGUAGCCCUUCGUGAUGGAACCAGAGAUCUCAAGCGUGUACGAUUCAGCCGGAGGAGAUUUGGGGAACACCAAGCGGAGAUGUGGUGGUCGGACAACCGAGAAAAGGUUUACGAGAAAUACAAUGUGAGAGGAUCGGACAAGUCAUCGGUUAGUGGGCAGGUGGCUCGUAGGUCGGAGGGAGGUCUUUCACCUUCUUCGCAGAUGUAGGUAAUAACAGAGGCUAUUUAGAGGAAACAGACAUCCGAUUUUUGGCCCUUUCGCACAUUCCUCGCCCUUUACUUUUAUUCUUUGUUAUUUAUUUUGUAUGUAUUUAAAUGUUUUGGUCGAUUUCCUCUGCAAGGGAAAGGGCAUCCACCUGUUUUUAUGCUCAUAUUUUGUAUAUAUCAAACCCUCAAGUUAUUCUAA
This is a messenger RNA of Salvia hispanica, 4131 nucleotides long. RefSeq names its product PH, RCC1 and FYVE domains-containing protein 1-like. Gene Ontology annotation, molecular function: metal ion binding. Lineage: Eukaryota; Viridiplantae; Streptophyta; Magnoliopsida; Lamiales; Lamiaceae. The record is from RefSeq and is a predicted model, not a curated record.